UCCAGCAGCCGGGGGGCGGGACGGGGGGGGGACAACAGACGCGCCAAACGUUCCCCGCCAGUUUCUCCCUGCAACAACGGUGAUGAUACUCACCUGGAUCCAAGGUAACGACAUGGAGCCCGAGUCCCUCGACGGUCUCGGCAACAUGUCCAAAGCCGAGAUGCUGAGAGUCAUCGUCACCGAGAAGCUGGCGGCAGCCGCCCAGGAAAUCUUAGCGGUCGUAGAGAGAACCGUCGCCGGGUACGAGGAGGAGGCUUCGGGCUUCAGGCAGGAGAUCGACCGGCAGAGGAGACAGCUGGAGGUUCUGCUGCAGCCGGAGAUCAAGCUGGAGACGACAGAUGACCAGCAGCUGUUUCCCAUAUGCGAGCCGGUACAGGCGGAGGCGUCCGGAGGAGGAGCGCAAGUCCCCGAGGAGGAGGAGCAGCAGCACAAAUAUGAGCUGAGUGUGGUGGACGCCAGGAGCAUGGGUCUCCUGUGCUACACCGAGGAACAGAUGGAUGAAGACGAGGAGGACGAAGAUGAGGGGGCCUCUGAGCGACCGGCGCUGACCUCCACACGGGAUCGGGAGCCUCUCACCGAGCCGGACUAUGAAACAGCAUCGAGGUUAGCGCCUCCCACGGUUCAGUCUGACAGGAGGAGUGCCGGCAGACCUCGGACCGGUGAAUCACAGAGCCACGUAGAUCUCAGAAUCCGCAUCCUGGAGGACUCUCAGACUGAAGUCCUCUCGACCAGCGUGUUUAAGAAGUACCCGGCCCAGGACCUGAAGUGUCCUCGUGGUCUACGGGAGCCAGACUUCCUGGACCUGCUGAGGUCCUCCUUCCCUCCGCUGGCUGCCGAUAAAUCCUUUGACCUCUUCACCACCGACAGAACCAGGAGACUGCUGCCUCUGAGGGUGAAGACCCUGACCCCAGAGGAGAUCUACAGGACCAUCAAGUCCACCGGGCAUUCUGCCCUCUACAUCCGACUGAAGACACAAGAGGAGCCCCAGGCCGCCGACGAAGUGUUUCAUCCGUCACAGAGACAAGAUAACGCUGCUGCUGCUGAUGAGGCCGCUGCUGCUGCUGCUGCUGAUGAGGCUGCUGCUGCUGCUGCUGCUGCUGAUGAGGCUGCUGCUGCUGCUUCACCAUCCACCCCUGAUCAAACCAGACAACACACACGGUUACUGACGCCCAGAGUUCAGUCUAAGAGGAGGAGGCCCGGCAGACCUCGGAUCAGUGAUCCGCACAACUACGUACAUCUCAGGAUCUGCAUCCUGGAGGACUCUCAGACUGAUGUGCUCUCAGCCAAAGUGUUUAAGAAGUACCCGGUCCAGGAGCUGCAGUGUCCUUGUGGUCUACGGGAGGCAGACUUCCUGGACCUGCUGACGUCCUCCUUCCCUCCGCUGGCUGCCGAUAAAUCCUUUGACCUCUUCACCACCGACAGAACCAGGAGACUGCUGCCUCUGAGGGUGAAGACCCUGACCCCAGAGGAGAUCUACAGGACCAUCAGGACCACUGGGCAUUCUGCCCUCUACAUCCGACUGAAGCCUCUCGAGAAACUCCAGAUCAGAGAGAAAGACCUUCCCCUGCAGAGAAAGGAGGCAGCUGCUAAAAGACCUCCGUCCACCCCUGAUCAAACCAGGCUGGACGCGAGUGUUCAGGCUGACAGGAGGAAGCGGGGCAGACCUCGGAUCAGUGACACACAGAACUACGUGGCUCUCAGGAUCCGGAUCCUGGAGGACUCGCAGAUCAAUGUGCUCUCAGCCAACGUGUUUAAGAAAACCAGGAGACUGCAGCCUCUGAGGGUGAAGACCCUGACCCCAGAGGAGAUCUACAGGACCAUCAAGUCCACUGGGCAUUCUGCCCUCUACAUCCGACUGAAGGCUGACAGGAGGAAGCGGGGCAGACCUCGGAUCAGUGACACACAGAACUACGUGGCUCUCAGGAUCCGGAUCCUGGAGGACUCGCAGAUCAAUGUGCUCUCAGCCAACGUGUUUAAGAAGUACCCGGUCCAGGAGCUGCAGUGUCCUCGUGGACUACGGGAGGAAGACUUCCUGGACCUGCUGAGGUCCACCUUCCCUCAGCUGGCUGCCGAUAAACCCGUUGACCUCUUCAUCACUGACAGAACCAGGAGACUGCAGCCUCUGAGGGUGAAGACCCUGACCCCAGAGGAGAUCUACAGGACCAUCAAGUCCACGAGGCAUUCUGCCCUCUACAUCCGACUGAAGGCUCAGGAGGAAGCCCAGGCCAGUGAGGAAAAGCUUCAUCUCCCGCAGGGAAACAAAGAUUCUCCAUCCACUUCCGCUCAAACCAGACUGCACACAAGAGCGGACGUUCUGUCCAGCAGCUCAAUGGAAGCAGAGGAGGCUCACGACGAAGAUGGUGAAAGAUCAGAGUCGGCCAGUCUCUGGUCUCUGCAGUCUCUGCUUCUCUCUGAGAGCGAAAGGGACGAAGACGAGGUGAACGACAGGGACGACGACUGGAAGCCAGACAAGAGCGAUGAGAAUCUGAGGAAUAAAGAGCCUGAGAAGACGACGGGAAGGCGGCGAGUCGAGCGCUCAGGCGUCCGGACAAAGAGGAAACGGAUCCAGGCGUCUCCACGGGCGUUGACCAGCAACGGCGAUGCUCCUCCGUCCUGCAAAGUCUGCGGCGCCCGGCGCGGCUCAAUGAACAUGGUGAUCAAACACUCCUGGAGUCACGUGGACGAUCCAGAGAGGUUUUGUGGAGUUUGUGGAAAACAUUCAAAGUCUGCAGAGGAGCUGAGGAGUCAUCUUCAGAGUCACCAGAAGACACACAGCUGUAACAUCUGUGGAAAGUCUUUCCUCUCCACCUCCGGCCUCAGCGGACACAUCGCUCGACACAAAGGGGAGAAACCGUACAAAUGUAAGAUUUGCCAUAAAGCGUUCGCCGAGAAGUCGGUGCUGAGUAACCACAGGUGGGUCCAUGUGGUGGAUAAGCCACACAAAUGUGAUAUCUGCCAAAAAUCCUGUGUUUCGAAGAUUAAGCUCGAACUUCACAGGGCGAGACACACGGAGGAGAAGCCGCACAGCUGCAGCAAGCGCACGAAACCCCUCGGCGGCCUCGAAACUUUAUCCCAGCACGUGUUGACUCACUCGGCUCGCGGAGCAGUCAAGGAAAGACCCUACGUCUGUGAAAUCUGCAGCAAAAAGUUUUACACCAACCAGAGAUUACAGGUCCACCGGAGAAGCCACACCAGCAAGUGGCCCAACGGUUCCUACUCUAAUGCAAGUCAAACCUGGUGAAGCACGUGGAGGGUCCACGUUUGGGAGAAGCCUCGUAGAUGCACCGUCUGUCAGAUCCACUGUGUGAAAAACCAGACGAAAAGACCCACCAGGCUGAGGAAAACUCAACCCCCCAUGGAUCAGAUCAGACUGGAGCUGCAGCUAACCAUUUUUUUUAGUUUAUUCGUUUAUACCAGGGUUUCUGCAGCAUUCACCACAUUAAAUCUUUUUAAGACCACAUAGAGUUUAGCACCUUCUUCAGGCCGUAACGGGCAAAACAAACAAUACGGGCUACAAUUCUGUAUGAAUGAGAUGAAUUUACUGACAUUUGUGUCACAUUCCGUCUGUACUUUCGCUGCAUAUAUCAAUGAUUCCCGGGGCCAGAGGGGUCAGGGGGGCCCCUGGACAAGAGCCUCUGUAUGAAGCGACUGUUGGCAGUUCCUGUCUAAAUGUCACAGGGCUCAGUGAAAAGACCACGAAGAGACGGAAACCGCCACCAAGACCAGGUUUUUACUCAAAUCGACACCAACAUCCGUCUCCUGGCGGUGAAAAGCUGUAACUGAUGUUAGCGUCCACCGCAGGCGGGAAGAAAUAUUCAAGAGCUGUGUAGAUGAAAUGCGAGACUUUUUAAAACCUCCUAACCCUUUUUUUUGAAGGGACGGAAUUCAGUGCUUUUUAGGACUUUCCCAGACCUGCAGAAACCCUGCUAACUAAUGGAUUUAUCCAUUCCUGAUCAAAAUGUUCACAGCUUCACAGGAUCCAAAGUGACGACUGCGGAUAUUUUAUAUUUUUUAUAUUUUGUUUUGUCUGACCAGAACUCCGACUCCUGCCGCCCGAGAAGCUGGAACUUUGGAAAGUUCAGCAUUUUUCCGCAAUAUUCUGUCGCGACGAUUGAUCGAUUAUCGAAAAUAGUAACAGGUUGUUGUUCUGUCGAUCGAGUAACGGCUGAAUUAGCUGAUUGUUUCAGCCCCACAGAUCUCUACAAGAUGUUAUCCUUAAAUUCUGUCAAAGGAUUGUCGACGCUACUGUGUGGGAAUACGUUGAUCUUUUUUCUCUGUUUGCAUGAAGUUUGCGUGUUGUUAAAUCUGUCGAAGUUGUACCGUGGUGCCUGACGCUACGUAAAGGAUCAGUUUAGAUGUAUUCUAUAUUUUUCUUAUUGGCAACAAAAAAAAAAAUGCUGUUUAUGGCAUAAGAUGUAAUUUAAUAGUGACAAAGAGGGAGAGCAGGAACGAGUGAGGAGGUAGUUGGGCUGUUUUAGCCGUAGAUUCCUACACUUGACUUGUGAUAUUUUGCCCUUCAGGGAUUCUCAUCAGCUCAGAGCUGUUAACAUUAGGUACUAAUUGAGAAAGAGAGGAAGAGGUUUGAUGAAGAUGUAAACGUUUCCUUUGUGUUUUAUAUUUUUCGUAGAAAUUCAUUUGGGCUCAUGUGUUGAGUUUAAAGCAGUUUUUACCUGAAGUGAAAGUUGUUUUGUUGUUGUUUUUGUUUGUUUUUUUCUGAGAUGUUUCCGUGUAAUUCUCCCGUUUGGAAAAGUUUUCAGUGUCGAGCUUUUAUUGUUCCUCUGUUUUAGUUACUGACGUUUCCUGAAGGAGGCUCAGAGGAGCAGCUGUUCCAUUGCAGUGAUUUGAAAACCCACGACGGCAGGAAGUAAAUGAAUGAAUGAAUGAAAUGUGUUGAAAUGUGGUUGGUCCGGUCGCUCCGGACUCCUGGACGACACCAACGCGUCGUCCGGUUGAGUUUGGAUUAAAGGAGUUAUUUUCCACAGGUCGCCGACGGUGGGAGGAGCAGUCGACUUGAUGCAGAUUAAGGUGAAUGUUCCCGCGUUGCCGGCAGCGGUGGCAAGUAACGGAGUACAUUUACUCGACUACAACUGUGAGGAAUCGGUGCUGUACUUGAAUUUUCCGUUGUCUGCUACUUUGUACUUCAGCUCCACCACAGUUCAGAGGAGAAAUGUUGUAUUUUUUACUGCUCUACAUUCAUGUGAUCGGUUUAGAUUCUUUCAGGUUCAGAUUAUUGAUACGAAAUGUAAUCAACAAAUAAAUUCCGAUGGAUUAUC
Messenger RNA from Xiphias gladius (swordfish), 5273 nucleotides. RefSeq lists its product as uncharacterized. Gene Ontology annotation, biological process: regulation of transcription by RNA polymerase II. The record is from RefSeq and is a predicted model, not a curated record. The coding region runs from base 83 to 3241 and encodes 1052 amino acids. Lineage: Eukaryota; Metazoa; Chordata; Actinopteri; Istiophoriformes; Xiphiidae. The transcript is spliced from 16 exons. Gene Ontology annotation, molecular function: RNA polymerase II transcription regulatory region sequence-specific DNA binding; DNA-binding transcription factor activity, RNA polymerase II-specific. Gene Ontology annotation, cellular component: nucleus.